AUGGCAAAGAUCAAGCGACAACAUUAUUUACUUAACGAAAGAGAUGAAUGUGGGAGAACACUACUUUACAUAGCAUCAAGAAAUGGUUUUCACAAUAUAUGCAAUUUUCUGCUAAAAUCUGGCUGUAAAAUUAACGAAGUUCAAAAUGGCGGAAGCACUGCCCUUCAUGCAGCAGCAUUUUAUGGACAUCAGUCAAUAGUUGAACUAUUACUCGAAUAUGGAGCGAAUCCAGAAAUGAAAAAUAAAUUUGGAAAUAAACCUACAGAAGAAGGUUGCAGUCAAAACAUCAAACUUUGCAUUAUGUCAAAAACUAACGAUCAAAUUCAUUCAUUGUUCAAUUCUUUGAAACAUCAAGGAUUAGCUGAACACUUGGUUAUUAUUAAACAUUCUGGCAGAAUCAUAGGUAAAAAGAUUUUGAGAAAUUCAGGAUGCGAACCACAAUAUUCACUGUCGGACACAACUAAGUUGUGGACAGUGGCUUGGCAUGGUACCAAGUACAAACAUUUAGAUUCGAUUGUGAAGUAUGGAUUACAUCCUGCUGGCUCUGUUUUAUCACCAGGAAAUCGGAUUUUUACACAAGCAGGUCAUAUUCCUUUACAUGUAAAAGUAGGAUCAUGCGAGAAUUGGGCAAAUGCAAUAUUCGUUUCACCAAGUAUAUUUUAUGCAGCAGAUGUAGUAUAUUCAGAAAGAAUAUUCUCAGAUAACCAACGAUGGUGUGUUUUAAUCGAAACACGAGUAAAACCAGGUUCAUUUUCAAAGCACAAACAGACACUUUUACAUGAAAGAGAAUUAUUACCAGGUGAACCAGCAGAUUUGGAGUUCAGAGUGGCCGUGAAAUCUGACAACGAUUUUAUACUGCGUGUGGGAUCAAAUAGAAAUGUUAUAGUCACUGCUGUGCUUUUUGUGAAUUUAACAUUUCUGGAAAAUAUCGAUGAGUACUAUCAAGGAGAAGAUUUAUUCGCAGAUUCAGAAGCUGAACGUGCUCUUUUUCAAUAG
Molecule: messenger RNA, 996 nt
Organism: Rotaria socialis
Lineage: Eukaryota; Metazoa; Rotifera; Eurotatoria; Philodinida; Philodinidae
Source: the annotation of a GenBank genome assembly